Molecule: messenger RNA, 1744 nt
Organism: Drosophila biarmipes
Lineage: Eukaryota; Metazoa; Arthropoda; Insecta; Diptera; Drosophilidae
Exons: 4
Coding region: 660-1250 (196 amino acids)
Cellular component (GO): extracellular region
Molecular function (GO): chitin binding
Source: RefSeq, a predicted model, not a curated record
UGGUUGAACGGUUGUACUUGUCGAUCAAUAGUAGAGUCCCAGAAUCACAGACCAUAAUAAUAAUAAAAGUAAAACGAGAAGAGUGUGUGUGGUAUUACUAUUGUUCCCGGCCACAUUUGUGUUGUGCCAUAUUCGUGUGUACUCCAUUGUCUCGGGAAAAGCUAAAGAAAAACUGAGGCAAUUGCAACUGUGCAGCAGCGCGAAGCUUUUACCCGCCCGCUAUUUUGGCGGAAUAUUGGGCAACCUACCGCCUCACAACGACGAUUCGACUUAACUGCUUUAUAGGCCAUGCAAAUUUGAAGCAACCUCUGGCUUUGGUGUGGCUCGAUUUUCCAUUUUCCAACUAGGAAAAGUCAGGCAUAAAAAAACAAGCGAGUGCAACAGUUGCAGCAGCCGCAAUUGCAAAUAAAAAACGAAUUGAUUGUAAUUGUUUCUUAAAACGAAAACUAACAAGUCGUUAAAUCGCUGUACCGCAAGCGGUUUUUGUUGCCUUGCGAUCGGUUUUCAAGUGCAUGAAAGUAAGUGCGAGUGCUUAGCUAACAAACAAACAAGCAAACAUUGCAAAAGGUCAGAAACACACAACGCCCAUAUAAAUCAAACUGAAGUAGUGGGAGCGAAGCUUUCCGCCAAAACACAAAGGCCGCAAACACAGCAGCAACAUGUUGCCGAGGAUAACUUUUGUGUUCAUCAUCAUUUGUGGAUAUUUAUUAUUUACUGAUUGCCGUGAAACGGUUCGCUCCAAGCGUGCCAAACGCCCACGAGCUCCAGAACCGGUCAAUUUCGAGCCGGAGCCCCAGCAGGAUCUGGAAAAUGACGAGAGUGGCAGCCAGGAGAAGGACCUGCCGGAGAUACCCGACAACUUCCUGAGCCCCUCGGUGCGCGAGUACCUCGAGCUGGGCAAAUCCAUUCCCGGUCGUCCCGGCGUCGACUAUCCCAUUCUGUCGGCGGUGCCGUAUACCAAUUUUUACUGCGACGAGCAGGAGUAUCCUGGAUUCUUUGCCGACAUGGAGACAAGGUGCCAGGGCUGGCACUACUGCGACAUCGAUGGACGCCAGGCCUCGUUCCUCUGCCCAAAUGGCACCCAGUUCUCACAGGCGGUCUUCGUCUGCGACUGGUGGUUCAAUGUGCGCUGCGAUCUCUCACCCCGGCUGUAUGCCAUUAACGCCCGACUCUAUCAGCGCCCCAAGGUGAACCCCACUCGGCCACAUCGCAUCAUUACCAAACAACUGGUCGAGGACAUCUUCACCUGAACACCGAGGGAUCCUCCCUUUCACCUAGCUUAAGUUUGCCGAUGCCUAUUAGUUAAUAGAUUAGUUCUGAUAUCAUGUGCUCUCAUUAAGGUGGAAAUUUUACCUUACAAUCGAAACAUAAAAACCAUUAAAAAAAUGAAUGUUACAUAUUUAACUCUUGCAUAAAUAAUUCAUUAAGGACUACAAUCUAUGUAUUUUCAAUGGCUUCCCAAGAUAGACUUCCCUAAUUUUAUAUUGUAACACUCCAGUUCCCUGGAAACAUUACUUUGAUAUUUCAUUUAAAUAUCAACACUUAAAACAAUUUUCUUUAAUACUAGGAAAGCUCCAUUUGUAUUUAAUGCUGCCGUAAAUUAUAGAAACUAAAAAAAUCUAAAGUUAAAUAAAAUCUUAAUCAAUUUUUAUUAAUUGAUUUGCUAAUUAAAUUACGUAUUUGCAGGCAUUUCUUUAGUAAGUUGCAUUUUGCUUACCAUAAUAUUAGCUUAGAAAAUGUAAAA